Cyclocybe aegerita is the source of this 1104-nucleotide messenger RNA. Lineage: Eukaryota; Fungi; Basidiomycota; Agaricomycetes; Agaricales; Hemipholiotaceae. The record is from the annotation of a GenBank genome assembly.
AUGAGCGAUACAGAAAUUGAGGUCCCUCCUCUCCCAGAACCGAUUCUCCAGGCGCCCAGACCUCCAAAAAAGCUAAAACCAGCGAGAAAGCAGGUCAAACCAGGAGACGUUGUCAAGACAGAGACGGUGCAGACUGGCAAGGAAUACAAUAUCUGGUACAACAAAUGGGCUGGAGGCGACCGAGAAGACAGCUAUUCGAAUAAAACGAAGUCCCAAACCCGAUGCAGCAUAAAGAAAGACUCGGGGCUUACGCGAGCCAACACAACAGGCAUGAAGUACAUCUGCCUCUUCUUCGCGCGUGGGUGCUGUCCAUACGGCUGGGAGUGCGAAUACAGACACACCCUACCCGACCCCACGGACGUGAUGCCCGACAGCUCGAAAGAUUGCUUUGCAAGGGACAAAUUCGCCGACUACCGUGACGACAUGGGUGGUGUUGGUAGCUUCAAUCGCCAAAAUCGAACGUUGUACGUCGGGAGAAUCAAGGAGACGGGAAAUGGCCAGGAGACAGAGGAAGUCGUGACAAGGCACUUUAGGGAAUGGGGCACGAUUGAGCGGAUACGCGUCCUUCAAUACCGCUCUGUGGCAUUUGUGACUUACGUCGACGAAGUCAAUGCUCAAUUCGCAAAAGAGGCGAUGUCAUGCCAGUCUCUCGACAACGACGAGAUCCUCAACGUGCGAUGGGCCACGGAAGAUCCAAAUCCUGUGCAAAAGGUCGCCGAGAAGCGCCGCCUGGAAGAGAUGGGCCAGGAAGCUAUCAAGUCACGCAUGGACCCCCGAAUCGUCGAUGCUAUGCGCUCGGUUAGGGCGUUGGAGGAUGGAGAUGUGCUAGAGCAGGAUGACGAGGAGGAAGAGGACCAUGAACAGCCAGAUCCAAAGAGGAGACGGUUGGCUCUAGAGGGCGGAGGCUCGGCGUCGCCGCCUCCGCAGGAGCAGGAAAGUGCCCCGCCUGCUUCAAAGGGUCUUUUGAGCUCGGACACGCUAGAAAGUCUAAAGUAUUUUGCGGAGCUGCAAAAACGAAACGGAGCUGUUGUCAAACAGCAGCGUGCACCUCCGAAGUCGACAGCAGGGCUUGGGUUGGCGGACUACGGCAGUGAUGAAGAUUAG